GGGAAAGGGGCGGGGAGAACGGAGGCCGGGAAGGUGAUUCGCGGGUCGCGCGCGACCGGCGCGCGUGCGCACUGCGCAGCCUUCGCCGGAGGCCCUCGUCGCCAGGGCGCGCGACCGCGGGGGUGAGCGUGUUGCCAGCCGCCGUGCAUCUCCCGUCCCUGCGGCCGGGCGCACGGCAUGGCGGAAAACCGAGAGCCCCGCGGGCCCGUGGAGGCGGAGCUGGACCCGGUGGAGUACACCCUCCGCAAGCGGCUGCCCCACCGCCUGCCCCGGAGGCCCAAUGACAUUUACGUCAACAUGAAGACGGACUUUAAGGCGCAGCUGGCCCGCUGCCAGAAGCUGCUGGACGGAGGCGCGCGGGGCCAGAACGCGUGCACGGAGAUCUACAUUCAUGGCUUGGGCCUGGCCAUCAACCGCGCCAUCAACAUCGCCCUGCAGCUGCAGGCCGGCAGCUUCGGGUCCUUGCAGGUGGCCGCCAACACCUCCACUGUGGAGCUGGUGGACGAGCUGGAGCCGGAGACCGACGCGCGGGAGCCGCUCACUCGAAUCCGCAACAACUCGGCCAUCCACAUCCGAGUCUUCAGGGUCACGCCCAAGUGAUUGAUUGACUGUCCCUUGUCCCACCCCUGCCGCCCUUUUCCCGCCCCCCUGCACAGCCGGGCCCAGAUGGGGGCUCCUCCAGCCGGAGCCACGGAGGACAAGGCCUGUUAUCUUGUUGGGCCCACACAGUGGGUCUUCCCGGCAUCUGUGGCUGCUGUCCCAUGCAGUAGGGACAGCAAGUGCUAGUGGCCCUGCCACCCCCACCCCGGCCUCUUCGCCGCUGCAGUAGGGGAAGGAGGGGGCUUUCCAAGGGGACCCGGCGCGGUUCCUGCCUGCACGGGUGAUCCGGGUGAUCCCGCGCUGACAGCAGCCGGGAGCAAGUUGUCCAGGCUCUCGAGAAAGUGACCUCAGCAGGGUGGCUGGACAACCGGGAUGGGCCAGGCUCGGGGAAGGGGAGGGUUUAAGUAUGGGAGGGAGCCGACCGACUGGGGGUGGGCCGGGGGCUCCUGGACCGGAACCCCUGCAAGAGGCUCCCGGGUGGCUGUGGCCUGGUGACCCACAAGUGCUCUGGCCGGGCUGCUUCAGUGACACAGGAAGGCCCCCCACCCCCAUAACUGCUCACAGACAAUAAACACUCGUUUGGAUCUUUGUGA
Oryctolagus cuniculus (rabbit) is the source of this 1193-nucleotide messenger RNA. RefSeq names its product POP7 ribonuclease P/MRP subunit (gene POP7). NCBI's taxonomy places the organism in Eukaryota, Metazoa, Chordata, Mammalia, Lagomorpha, Leporidae. Gene Ontology annotation, molecular function: nucleic acid binding. Gene Ontology annotation, biological process: tRNA 5'-leader removal. Gene Ontology annotation, cellular component: nucleus; nucleolar ribonuclease P complex; ribonuclease MRP complex. The record is from RefSeq and is a predicted model, not a curated record.